This is a messenger RNA of Gadus macrocephalus (Pacific cod), 3410 nucleotides long. It is a transcript of the gene noazfp, whose product is annotated as zinc finger protein 330. Bases 300 to 1250 code for a protein of 316 amino acids. Gene Ontology annotation, molecular function: zinc ion binding. NCBI's taxonomy places the organism in Eukaryota, Metazoa, Chordata, Actinopteri, Gadiformes, Gadidae. Gene Ontology annotation, cellular component: nucleus. The transcript has 16 exons. The record is from RefSeq and is a predicted model, not a curated record.
UGUCUCGAAGAAAACAAUUUCGUUCCGAGUGCAAUACUUUUGUAUGCCGUACACAAAAAUCAAUAUUUACACAUUAUAAUCACCUUUGAUCUUCGUGAACCCAAUUGGUGAUAUAUGGGAUUAAAUCAAGAAUUGUAGCUAAAGAACCGAAGCUGAAUGUUUCUUUUCGCCAAUGUUUCUUCCGGACACUUGUCCAUCAUGCACUAGUCGUGCUUGUCGCCCUUUUCGUCUCAUCCUCAUUUAACCAGGGGGCUCAUUUUCAGUUUUUGGCAAAGUGAUUUCAAUUAUUUCUGAGCAAAAUGCCUAAAAAGAAAACCGGUGCCCGUAAGAAGGCUGAGAGUCGCAAGGAAAGAGAGAAGCAGACUCGAGCCAACCGGGACCAUAUCGACGUAGCCAAACACCCGUGCAAUUUUGCAAUGGAAUGUGACAAAUGCAACAGGAGACAGAAGAACAGAGCUUUCUGCUACUUUUGUUCUUCAGUGCAGAAGCUUCCUAUGUGUGCCCAAUGUGGAAAAACCAAAUGCAUGAAAUCAUCAGAUUGUGUCAUAAGACAUCCUGGGAUUCACAGCACUGGGAUGGGGAUGGUGGGGGCGGUGUGCGAUUUCUGUGAAGCUUGGGUGUGCCAUGGGAGGAAGUGUCUGAGCACACAUGCUUGUGUAUGCCCACUGACCGAUGCAGAGUGCAUCGAAUGUGAUCGCAAUGUCUGGGAACAUGGUGGGCGUCUGUUCCGCUGUUCGUUCUGUAUGAAUUUCCUUUGUGAGGAUGAUCAGUUUGAGCACCAGGCUAGUUGCCAAAUCCUUGAGGCAGAAACAUACAAAUGCGUUUCCUGCAACCGACUGGGGCAACACUCUUGCCUACGUUGUAAGGCCUGUUACUGUGACGACCAUGCCCGGAGCAAGGUGUUCAAACAGGAGAAGGGUAAAGGGCCACCGUGUCCUAAAUGUGGCCAUGAGACCCAGGAGACCAAAGACCUCAGCAUGUCCACUCGCUCCGUCAAGUUCGGUCGGCAGAGCGGCGCGGGAGAGGAGGACAGCUAUGGCUACGGCGCGGGGGGUUACGCGGCUUACUGGAAGAACAUGGCCGCCAGCAACGCAGACAAGGAGGAGGACGAGGAGGAGGACGACGACGAUGAGGAAGAGGAUGACGACGACGAUGAGGAUGAUGAUGAUGAGGAGGAAGUUGUGGAUCAGCCGGAGGGAAAAGAAGAAGGGGUCGUGGCCCCCCUGGCUGCGCUGAAUCUGACUGACUGACCUGAUUAUCGGCGUAAUGCAUAAGUUUAGAGCAACGUGGGGGCUGAAACCAUUAAGUGUCGUGCACUUAUUCUUCAUACCAGGUCAAGAAUCAAUAAAGUUAUGAAAUGAAAUCUAGGACACUCUUGAUCGAGAUUUUAUCAUCUUUGAAUAUAUGAAAAUUAGUUAUGUUUUUUGAUCAUUAAUAGAAAGUCAUAUAUCCUCACAAUUAUCAAUGUUUCAAGACAUUUAAAUGAACUUUUAACUGUCUGUAACAAGCUUAUAGACUGAUUAUUUUUUAGAUAUAAUUAUAUUUGGCUAGAAUUCAGUAUCCAUUCAUUAUAAUUGCAAUACAAUAUAUUUUUUUUUUUUACAAUAAAGUAAGUUGUCUCACAAUUAACAUCUAAUUUUUGCAAUAUUUCUGCCGAGUAAGGAAAAUUAAAGGCAAUGGCGUUAUCCGACUAUAAAUCGGGUCUUAAUGGGUACGUACUUCUGCAGACUUGCAUCAUUGCAUCAGUAUUGAUGCUAAUGAUCAUGCAAGUGCACUCAAGCAUUCAUACGUGAUUGAUGUAUAAGUCUGCAAAGACAUGUGUCAACCACGUAUGUGUGCUAGUGUGCAUUCGCAUAAUUUAUAAUGAUUCAUUUUAAUUUCUUAAACCUUCUGAGGCCACGCCCUCAGGGUAAAGCGAUAAAAAGAACAGUGUCACAGGGCGGACACAGACCAAUCUUAUUUUCUUGUAAGCUUCGCUGCAUCUGUAUUUUGUCAAUUAAAACCAUGGGAAAGUCAGCGUGAACGAUCGAGAUGCAAACAUGUGAUGGUGUUUUCUGCCUCGAGAGGAGAGCAGCGUCUUCGACCAGAUGACAAACUUGGGGAAACCGUCGGUGAACUUUUUAAGGCUAUUCCGAAUUCAGAAGCGACCGGCGAAAUCUUCACAUUUUGGGCUGUCCUGCGACCACUGCCGCAAGUGCCACAAAAGACAUGUUUGGCUUUGUUUAUUUAUUCUAAGCCUCGUAAGGAAAGUUCCUCUGCUGCUUUCUUGUAGAUCGCACCAUCUUUCGACGUCUUCGUUAAAUGCGACUGCAUCACCUUCUCUCCCACAAUGCAUCCUGAGCAGCUCUACCUGUGCCACUGCUGCCCCCUCCGAUGUUACAAUAGAACUUCAUCGAUUGCUGAAGAGAAUAAAUUCCAGCGUUGAGAAAUCUGAUGCCUUACUUUACUCCUACGCUCCUACGCCUGAGAAUCCUGAAAAAUGCAAAAAUAUGUCCUUAAUCUGUUAUGUGUGUGAACUGAAGGUCAUUAUCUUUGAAGAGGAAAUAGAGGAAGAAAAACCUGAGAUUUAUCAUCUAGAAAAUAUACUACCUUUACAACUUAGCUCUGUCAACUGUCCACCAUGUGAAGCACAGACUCUAGUAUCUGCCACAAAAUUCCAUCAGAACUUCAAGGAUCUAUUGGAGAAAAGGAAUUCACAACAGAAAGGACGUUGAUGUUAUAGUAACUGAAGGAAAUGAGCAUUACGGUCGUCCGUCUAACGCAAAUGUAUUUUACAUAGUAGAUAAUAGUAUACUUUGUUUACAGUUGCCGCACUAACAAUAUCACUAUUCAUGUAUUGCACUGCACGAUUCCGAAAAAGGAAAUAUAAUGUAUUUGUAUAGGAUAUAUUAUCAAAUCUUUAUGAUGAUUACAUCACUUUUGUUAUUGUAAUUUAGUUGUCACGUCCAAUUCAAUGUAUUCUCAGGUAAACAAUACAAAUAUAAGCUUAUGCCAUUUCUUCUGGCAUUAAUGUCUAUCGACCGUCAGUAACAAAAUACAACCAUAACAAUAAGCUUUGUAGCAUAUUUUGUCAUGUCCAGUUUAUACUUUAUAUAACUGAGUAUAUAUAGUCUCACUUAACAAUUGAUUAACCCUAAAACUAAAUUAAAAUAAUGUAUACAUAAAUUCCGGGUUUAACAGGAGCACCAUUAUUGUACACCAUUAGGAAAUGUUAAUUGAUGGUUAAUAAGAUACCCUUAUUGUAAAGUGUUACCUUAUAUAUUUACAUACAUAAUCUUUUUUCAUAUACAAAAGAAUACAUCAAAGAAGUUUAUGUUCGUAUAUCAAUAUUUAUGUCAAACAAAACAAUAUUUUAUUCAAUAACACAAUUGCACAAUAUCAAAUGUAUAAUAAGACCUUUUCAACAAACA